AUGAAGCGAUUUGUUGUAUUUUAUUUGUUUUGCUUUUGUACUUCAUUUGGGUUAGGCAAUGCCGCAAUUGAUGUGGACAGCAAAUAUUUCCAACAAUUCAAGUUAGUUUAUGGCAAACACUAUGAAACCGACAGCGAAGAGCGCAGGAGAGAAGGUGUAUUUCUAAAAAAUUUCGCGCUCAUUGAAGAACACAACCUGAACUAUACGAAGGGACUCAGCAACUUUGAGUUGGGUGUAAAUGAAUAUGCCGACUUGAGCGCAGAGGAGUUUGCUAGUUUGUUGAUUGGCAACGAGGACAUCCACGAUAUGCCAAGUGUAUUUAAGCAAGGCGCCACCUUUAUACCACCAGCCAAUGUUGAAUUUCCAGCAGCAGUGGAUUGGCGUGAAUUGGGUGCUGUAACGGAAGUCAAAAAGCAAAAUCGAUGCGGUUCUUGUUGGGCUUUUGCUGCCACUGGCGCUUUGGAGGGGCAACAUUUUCGCAAAACGUCGAAACUCAUUUCACUCUCGGAGCAGAACCUAAUAGACUGCACUAUUACUUACGGAAAUAAGGGUUGCCGUGGUGGCAAUAAGGAACGCAGCUUCUUGUAUGUGCGCGACAAUGGUGGCAUCAAUUCAGCAGCUGUGUAUCCAUAUCGCGCGCAAUUAGGGCCGGAAUGUUUGUUUGAUGCGUCUGCGAUAGUUGCGACCAGCAAAGGUUUUGUCCGACUAACACCCGAUGAUGAAUACAAUCUAUUGGCUGCUGUAGCCACGGUGGGCCCGAUUGCUGUGAAAAUCAAUUCCCAUUGUCUGCGCCAACAAUUCUAUAGGCAGGGAAUUUUUGAUGACGAUGCUUGUGGCGAAGGCCAACCAAAUCAUGCGGUACUUGUGGUUGGCUAUGGACGAGAUAAUGUGACGAAUACAGACUAUUGGAUAUUGAAGAAUUCGUGGGGUGUUAGUUGGGGCAUGGAUGGUUAUAUAAGAGUACCGCGCCAUGUCAACUAUGGGGGUAUUGCAAGGAGUGCGAGCUACCCGUUGGUGUGA
Anastrepha obliqua is the source of this 1020-nucleotide messenger RNA. Its product is annotated as procathepsin L-like. Bases 1 to 1020 code for a protein of 339 amino acids. The record is from RefSeq and is a predicted model, not a curated record. Gene Ontology annotation, cellular component: lysosome. Lineage: Eukaryota; Metazoa; Arthropoda; Insecta; Diptera; Tephritidae. The transcript has 4 exons. Gene Ontology annotation, biological process: immune response. Gene Ontology annotation, molecular function: cysteine-type endopeptidase activity.